Rana temporaria (common frog) is the source of this 1099-nucleotide messenger RNA. RefSeq names its product cytochrome b reductase 1. Gene Ontology annotation, cellular component: lysosomal membrane. Lineage: Eukaryota; Metazoa; Chordata; Amphibia; Anura; Ranidae. The transcript has 4 exons. The record is from RefSeq and is a predicted model, not a curated record. Gene Ontology annotation, molecular function: oxidoreductase activity. Bases 125 to 958 code for a protein of 277 amino acids.
UCCCUAGCUCUCCUCCACCCUCCCUGGCUCUCCUCCUUUCUUCCAUCACAUCAGGGGAGGGAAGGAGGUGUGGGCCUGCAGACUCUACACAGCCAGUUCACUAUUAGAGCAUGGGCUGCUGAAGAUGGAGGGCUACAAAAGUUUCCUCUUUUUCCUUGUCUCCUCUCUGCUGCUGGGAUUUGCACUGGUCAUCUUUGUCCUGGUCUGGGUGCUGCACUACAGUGAUGGACUGGCAUGGGACGGAGACAGUGCAGAAUUUAACUGGCACCCAGUAUUGAUCAUCACUGGUUUUGUCUUUAUCGAAGGCAUUGCCAUAAUAGUUUACAGAUUGCCAUGGACCUGGAAAUGUAGCAAGCUGCUAAUGAAAUGUAUACACGCUGGGCUGCACCUGACCGCUGCUGUCCUUGUUAUAAUAGCUUUGGUGGCCGUUUUCGACUUUCACAAUGCCAAAAAGAUACCGAACAUGUACAGUCUACACAGCUGGGUUGGCUUGGUGGUUGUCGUCCUUUUUAUGCUGCAGAUUGUUGUGAGUAUUGUGGUGUUUCUAAUUCCAACCACCCCAGUCUCUGUUCGAGCGGCCCUCAUGCCAAUCCAUGUGUAUGGUGGUCUCCUGCUCUUCGGCGGAGUGAUCGGAACAUCACUUAUGGGAAUCACAGAAAAGCUGAUAUUUUCAUUGAAAAACCCACCUUACAGCAGUUUACCACCACAUGCAAUCUUCGUCAACACUCUUGGAAUUCUCAUUGUGGUUUUUGGUGGACUUAUUCUAUGGAUAGCCACUCGACCAGGCUGGAAACGGCCUUCAGAGCCUGUGGUGAAGGAGCAUUCUUCAUAUAGAGAGGCAUCGAGUCCUCCACCAGAGUACAGCAAAGCGGACAAGUCUGAUGUGGAAUUAAAUAGCGAAGCGGCCAGAAAAAGAAACCUAAACCUGGAUGAGGCUGGACAAAGGUCAACCAUGUAAGAACAGUCCAAAUGAACGGGGAACCGGCUACAAUUCUGCUUCAUGGGAAGGCCACAGUUCUGCUGAAUUAAAGCGGGAGUUCACCCGAAAAACAAUUUUUAACAUUAGGUUGAGGCUCAUUUUGUCAAGGGGAAUCGGGUG